Messenger RNA from Ixodes scapularis (black-legged tick), 951 nucleotides. RefSeq names its product translation initiation factor IF-2-like. Gene Ontology annotation, molecular function: sequence-specific DNA binding. Lineage: Eukaryota; Metazoa; Arthropoda; Arachnida; Ixodida; Ixodidae. The record is from RefSeq and is a predicted model, not a curated record.
AUGCCGAGCGCGUGCGGUGUUCCGCAUUGUCCCAACCGGUGUCUAACCGCUGCUAUGGUCAAAUUCAAAAACGUUCAGUUCCAUCGUUUGCCGGGUGAGGAACGUCUCAGAGCUGAGUGGUGUCGGCGCAUCGAUAGAGAGGAUCCCGGUCAGGCAGGGGUGCGCGUGUGCUCCGAACACUUCGACGGCGACCGCGAGUACCGGCGUAUAGGAAGCGUCCUUCGGGAUGCCGGGCAGACUGUGAAGAGAGCUCUUCUCAAGUCCGACGCAGUUCCCUCCCUUCGACUUCCCCCCACUGUGAAGCGUAACAUCCCUUCAAUGGAGGACCCAACGUCAAAACGCCGAAAACUUGUUGACGAUGACCCGAUUGAGGAGCUGGGCUUCGAAGGGAAUGCACCUUGUGAGCACGACUGCCAUUGCCGUCACCGACCGACGACAAGCGAUGCAGCGGUUCAGGCCGACCCGCAAGAGAAGCCGCAGGUUCCGACCCCGGCUGUUUUGAAAGACAGUUCUGUGGGAACGGAUCCAAGGCUGGGAAAAAGAUCAGUCGGCACGCAGGCAAACUCGUAUGCCAGAGGCGUCACUAGCCACCACGUUCAGACAGAAGCUUUGGAGCUACCUGGCAGUUGCAGCGCCACUGCCAGCAUCGGUACCACCACCACUGCUGCUGUAUCUGCCUCCUUCCCCACAACCACCACGGCCACCACCCCUGCCCCUCAAGUGCCACCACAAGGGACAGUCCUGGCACCUGCCACUAGCCCAGUCCCAAGUCAUUCACACGAGGAGGAGGAGGAUGACGACGAAAGGAAGAGGAGGAGGAAGAGAAGGACGACGACGACCCCCUGUAUGAGCCAUUCAGCAAAGAUGGCUUUGUCGAGUGUGGAUGGACGAGCAGGGCAAGCUGUUGGAGGAGCUCCACGACCAGCCCCUUGAUCUUGCCGGCGACGGGAG